Molecule: messenger RNA, 1737 nt
Organism: Endocarpon pusillum Z07020
Lineage: Eukaryota; Fungi; Ascomycota; Eurotiomycetes; Verrucariales; Verrucariaceae
Exons: 1
Coding region: 1-1737 (578 amino acids)
Biological process (GO): protein import into peroxisome membrane
Cellular component (GO): peroxisomal membrane
Molecular function (GO): protein-macromolecule adaptor activity
Source: RefSeq, a predicted model, not a curated record
AUGAUAUCAGCCACUCGUCGUUGGGUGCGGCGCAAUCGCAGUGGUAUUGCCAUUGCUGCCGGGGUUGUGGGCGCAACAUAUCUGGCCGGCCAAUAUGUGAUAGGCAAGAUUUCAGAAGCUCGAGAGCGUAUGACCUCUGAUCGAUUAGCUCGGGAAAAGUAUGUCCUCGCUUCCUCUCUUCCUCUCACAGAUCUUGCGCAACCAUUGACCCGUGCUAGUUUACGCCGGCGCUUUGAGCAGAACCAGACUGAUUGCACCUUCACCGUCCUGGCAUUACUACCGAACGUGACAGAAAACAUUCUCGAAGCUCUACCCGUGGAGCACUUGACCCACGAGCUACAACAGAAGAGAGCAGAGCGACUUGCUAGAUCUAGUGGAGAGGGCACGCCUUCUGAAUUGAGUUCAGGACCGUCGAGCGUGAGGGAUGGAGGAGACAAUUCCAGCUUGUCGAGCUUCCAGUCCUCCAGCUACAUUCAUGCUAGCCAGUUGACGCAGCCCGAGAAUGGUUCAGGACGGCCGAGAAAAUCCAAGGCGCAAUUGUGGAAUGAAGUCAAGAUUUCUUCCAUAACACGCGCCUUCACUCUUCUAUACACAUUGUCUCUUCUCACUCUCCUCACCAGAAUUCAGCUUAACCUGCUCGGCCGGUUGAACUACCUCUUCUCUGUCGUUUCUACCACACGACCUUUACCACUAGAGCGUGCCAACUCAAUAUCACUCGAGGAUAACGACAGCCCCGGGAGUCCAGGCGGGCCCACGUAUGGCAAUGAUUUCGAGACUAACCGCCGUUACCUGGCGUUCACCUGGUACCUUUUGAAUAGAGGCUACACCAAGGUCCUGUCUGAAGUCGAGGCCGCCGUCACUGAAGUAUUCGGCACUAUAUCUCCCACCGAAGCAAUCUCCGCCACUCGUCUCUCCGAGCUCACCCUCCAAGUGCGCCAGAAGAUUGAAGGCUCAACCCCAGCACAGCGUCGAGCUAAGAAUUGGCUGGCGUACCUCCUUCCGCCACGAGCAGAAGAGGAAGACCUCCUCAUCGAAGCAGGCGUCCUCACCCCACCAUCAAUAAGCACAUCAUCCGCCUCCUCAUCUGAUCAACGGCCCACCUCAUUACCACCACCACCACAGCCUGCCGCGACGAAAUCCGGCCUCGAGACGCCCCAGAGCCGCCUCCGCAAACUCCUAGACGAAACCUCCGAUCUAAUAGAAUCUCCCACCUUCACCCGAAUCCACACUCUCCUCCUCAACUCCCUCUUCUCCCAUCUCAUCGACAAGAAAGUCAGCGAGCAAGCCUUUCCUGCCCCUCCUCCACCAACCCAACCCAACUCCUCCUCUACUCCUCAAUCCUCCGCCGAAGCUCCUCCACAAUUCCAACGCAUUACCGAGAUCUCCUCAUCCGUCACCGUCGUCCCAGCCAACAACCAUGAAACCGCAGCGCCAGCAGAACCCACGACUAAGCUCGCCACUAUCCUCGCGCUCCUGACCCGUCAAGCCCACGUGAUUGGCAGUGGGAACACGCCGCCGCCGCCGCCGAACAACGAGUAUGUGCAGGCGAUGGAGAGGGAGGUUAGGGAGCUGGAGGCGUUUGCUGCGGUGAUCUAUAGUAGCCAGCUGGACGUUGAGUCGGUGGUGGAGGGUGGGAAUAUCGAUGGGGAUCAGAAGGUGGAGGGAGGACAGGAAGGCAUGCUGGAGAGUGUAUGGAGCAGCAUCUCCGGCACAGACGGUGCUGGCGCGGGGAGAUGA